Messenger RNA from Durusdinium trenchii, 1544 nucleotides. Lineage: Eukaryota; Dinophyceae; Suessiales; Symbiodiniaceae. The record is from the annotation of a GenBank genome assembly.
UGUUUUUUUGAUUGUUUGAUCUUUGAAAUCUGUCUGAACCAUGUCCCGUCCGAGAAGCCGAGCAAUGGCUGCCUUGGUUUUGACUCUCACUGCGACAUCGCAUUUCUUCAAUCUUCGUUGUUUUGUUCAGCCUGGCGCUCGAUACACGCCACACCCAGCAGGUUGUAGCCAUGUGCGCUACGCCGUUCCUGGAGCAGAGAGCAUACCAGCAGCCAUCGCCGCUGGCUUUGCAGCGGUGGAGAAUAUAAACAAACUGGGGCAGUUUGGUGAUUUGCUUCGAAAGUGGUCGUCAGUGACGCCCGGAGCAGAGUUGAUGCUCGAGGUCGACAAAAGCAGCGAAUCUGAAGUCUUGAAGCAUGUGGAAAAACUAUGCAAAGAGAUCGCGCAUGCCGUAGACAACAACAGAACAAUUUCAGUCUGGGGGUCAGUUCUCAGCGGCAAGCCAAUCUGGGUACGAGGGUAGUAGAUGAUACCCCAUUCCAGAAGCUGAUGACAAAAGUUCUGGCUGUCAAUCGAUCAGGGUGCACGGCUGUGCAUGCUGAGCCUGGGGUGGGCAAGUCCAUCGCAUCAUUGAGGGCACUGCCAGCUGGCACAGUGUCCAAGAAUUACUCAGUGCUGCUUGAUGGUGGCUUUCGCGCGGAAAUGAUGAGAUUCUUCAGGGUCACCAGGUUCGAUUUGGUUGUUAGCGUUGCCCGCAUGGUUUUUCCAGCCCUCGCGCAAGCUGGUGUAAGCAUGAACAUGGUUUUUGAUAACGGCGUCGAAGAGGAUGAAGACUUCCAUAAGUCGAGGACUGAAUGGAUUUCUUUGCUGAAAGCAGCCCACGAGUCCGGACAUCACUUGAUUGUAGUUACUCAGUCAGAAGCCUUAGCGAUGAAGAUUGGUAGUCUGAAUGGUGAGAGAUCGCGAGUAUCUGCAGAACAAGAAGCGCCAGAAGAAUACAGGUGGGCGAAGGAACAGGCGCGUGAAUACCUCGGCUAUUUGCUGGAAGGUCGAACCAUCCCACCUGAAGCCGUCGGUGUAGAGAAGUUUCUUUCAAGCUGCUCGAUACCAGAUGCUUAUGGGGGAUGGAAGCCAAUAGCAAUGAGCAACUAUUUGGACUUCAACGAAACGCCAGUGGCCCUGCGUGCAACCUCUCCAACCCAGAACAGAGCCGUUUGGGUGAGGCAACUGCAGCAGGACGACAAUGGCGGCUUCAAGUUCGUCAGCAAUGCUUUCCAGAUUGACCCUGCUCCUUCAAACAUUGAUUAUUUGAAGAAGGCGAUCAAGACCGAAAAUGCAGCCACAGUCCAAUGUGACGCCUUCCAAAUCGAUAUAUUUAGCCAACAGGAGGAUGGCAACUGGAGCAAAGAAGAAAAGAUGAGUGCAUCUCUUCGUGACACUUGUGAAGACAGUCCUUAUGGCUACAUUGUGCGACAAGUGCCAUAGAGGGUGUCUUCCACAAGAUCGACCAGGAGGAAACGAAAGAGUAUCAGGUUUACCGUCGUGAACUGGCCAAAGAUCAAUGGGACAAAAAGUUUCCAUAUUUGCCAGACAAUUGAUUGGAC